Molecule: messenger RNA, 10478 nt
Organism: Seriola aureovittata
Lineage: Eukaryota; Metazoa; Chordata; Actinopteri; Carangiformes; Carangidae
Gene: tecta
Product: tectorin alpha
Exons: 23
Coding region: 1340-7936 (2198 amino acids)
Biological process (GO): cell-matrix adhesion
Molecular function (GO): protein binding
Source: RefSeq, a predicted model, not a curated record
UCGAGUGUCCAACCUCAGCCACACUUCGGUGAUUACACUUAAAUGUAACUGCACACCUGCCGUCUGACAAAAUAAUCUCAACUCAAGGGUCCACUUACUGGCUUCUUCAGGACUUUCACUGGCAUCGAAACUAACUUGAGGAUAGAUACACCAGUUAUUCUCACUUCAAUGUGUAUUUAUAGUAUUAUGUUUUAGAAGAUCUGUAAAUACAUUACAUACAUGAAGCAUUUACUGAACAAUAUCAACAAGUAAAAAACACAAACUUGAAUUUCACCCUCAACCAAACUAAUACGGCAGCAACAAAUAUUGGAUUUUGACCCAGAAACUAAAGUUUAUCUUCCAAAAGGAAUGACAUCCCCAAAGUGUAAAACAAAGUUUUAACUAAUUAUUAUUUUGAUGAAUUGACUCAUAUUUGAAACCUUCAGUUAAUUUCUCAUCCAACUAAAUUUGGGGAAAAACAAACGGUUGUAGUACGAAAGUUAGAACGGUUGUAUUUAAAACGGUGGUUGAUGCAAUGCAUGGUGGGAUACUGAUGGAGACUUCAAGUUAUGACAGUUUCACAAGUCCAAAAUAACACCUUCAUAGAUGACGGUGCAGAUUGAGAAAGGCGGACUGUCUAAUAAGGUCUUUGGUAUUCCAGUAUCCACGGGUAAUGAAGUUUUAAGUUUUGUGUAAAGUUUCAUUCUCUUUCAUUAAACGAUUAAGUUUAAAUGCCAUAUGGUGACUGUACAAUCUGCAAUCCGCAAUCUUUGCCAAUGGGAACCUUGCCAAACCAGGCACUGAACAGCCCCAAAGGGCCACUGCAAGGACCUCGGCAAUUCAAACCUACUCUCUUAAAGCCAUUAGUGCCCCAGUGUUUACGCUCCUCUCCCUCCAGCCAACAAGGCAUGGAUGGUUCCCAAACAGAAGUGAUAAUGAGGUCUUAAGCCGCCUCGCCGCCGCAGACACAGAGACUCUGGAGCAGAGUGGGCCGCCUCGGUCACCUGCAGGGAACCAAGGCACAGAGAGGCCUGUAGUUCACUGUUGCCUGGGUCACAUGGGACUGUAAGGCAAAUGUGAUCCUGACACAUUGUUCCUGCAUGCAUAAUAGGGCCUUUUCAAGGCUCCUCAGGGGAGACCUGGGAGCCUGAUCUUAAAGAAGUAACGUGACGUUGCUUUAAUGGCUCUCCCUCCUCUCUGCUUUUGCCUAACAGCCUUGUUUAUGAGAAGUUGUCCUGUGACUCACAACUGCCCGCGUUUCCAUUAGCUUUAAGGAAAAUGCAAGACAGAUAAAGUAAUGUUAGUUUAAUGUGAUCUCUCAUCUCAUUCUCUCUGUUGUUUGUUUGUUUUUUUUUUUAGAAUGGUCAGGCCAGGCUGUCCAGUCAUCCUGCUCCACUUGUUCAGCAUCUUCGCACAGACGGGCGCAAGUGCUCAGGAUAUCCUGUAUCCAUAUGGACCCGGCCAUAGGGAUCUAGAGACGCCCAAGAUGGAUGAUGGGAGUUCUCCUGAAAUUACUUUGCUCAUUCCCUUCGUGUUCUUCAAUGUCCCCUACCGUUCCAUCUACGUCAACAACAAUGGUGUGAUCUCCUUCAACGUGCAGGUUAGCCAGUUCACGCCGGAGGCUUUUCCCCUGAGUGACAGCAGGUCGUUCAUUGCUCCACUUUGGGCAGAUGUGCACAACGGCAUCCGCGGAGACGUCUACUACCGGGAGUCCACUGAACCGGAAUUACUGGAUAGGGCGACACAAGACGUCCGAAAGUACUUCAAAAACACGCCCACCUUCAUCGCCGCCUGGGUCUUUAUCGCAACAUGGCACCAAGUCACCUUCUACGGAGGAAGCCAGACAACCCCUGUGAACACGUUCCAAACUAUACUAAUCUCAGAUGGCGUCACAUCCUUCAGUAUGUUCAACUAUGGAGAAAUCACAUGGAGCACAGGAACAGCCAGUGGUGGUGAUCCUUUAACAGGACUGGGUGGGACAACAGCUCAGUCAGGUUUUAAUGGUGGAGACAUCGGUCACUUCUUCAACCUGCCAGGAUCACGGUCAAACGAUGUAGUGAACAUUGAACAGUCGACAAAUGUGAAUAUUCCCGGGCGCUGGUUCUUCCGCGUUGACACUGAACUGAUAGAUCCCGCCAAUGGCUGCAGCUACAAUGGGCGUUACUACAGACGAGGGGAAAUCUUCUGGUUGUCUGACCAGUGCUCACAGCGAUGCCGCUGCCUUGACAUCGACAACGAGGUUCAGUGCCAAGAAGCUCCAUGCGGGCAGCUGGAGACCUGCGAGCAGCAGGAAGGGGCCUUUUACUGCCAGCCCACCCGCACCAGCACUUGUGUGGUCUUCGGCGACCCUCAUUACCACACCUUCGACGGCUUCCUCUACCACUUCCAGGGCACCUGCUCUUACCUGCUGGCCCGGCCCUGCUGGGAAGUGGCGGGGCUGCCCUACUUCAGUGUGGAGGCCAAAAAUGAAAACCGUGGGGUCGCCUCUGUUUCCUGGCUCAGAGAUGUCACAGUGGAUGUGUACGGUCACAGAGUCAUGUUACCCAAAGGCAGUUUGGGAACAGUCCAGGUGGACGGCUUGAUGAAGACCUUACCUGUCCAACUCCAGCUUGGUGCCGUCAGGGUGUAUCAGUCUGGGGUUGCCGUCGCUUUGGAAACAGACUUUGGACUCUUGGUGACCUAUGACGGCCAACACUAUGCAUCCAUCUCCCUACCAAGCUCCUACUUCAACAACACUUGUGGCCUUUGCGGUAACUAUAACGACGACCCUGCUGAUGAUCCUGUGCUACCUGACGGCUCUCUAGCGGAAAGCGUGGUGGAGCUGGGGGGCAGCUGGCGAGCAGAGGACACGGACUGGAGGUGUACGGAUGGCUGCGCCCAGAACUGCAGCGUGUGUGACCCUCUUACAGAAGCCUUCUACUUUCGCUCAGACUACUGUGGGCUCAUCAACAAAACUGAUGGACCUUUUAGGGACUGCAGAGCUGUAGUGGACCCUACAGCCUUUGUGUAUAGCUGCGUGUAUGACAUGUGCAGCAACAGGGACAACAUCACCACACUCUGCCAGGCCAUCCAGGCCUAUGCUCUGGCCUGUCAGGCCCUGGGUGUCACGAUACGACCCUGGAGAUCCCGCACCUUCUGCGCUUUAUCAUGUCCAGAGUUCAGCCAUUACCAAGUGUGCACCAGCGCCUGCCCAGCCUCCUGCUCGGACCUCACCGCUCCCCUGUACUGUGCCCACCCUUGCACCGAGGGCUGCCAGUGUGACCCGGGUUAUGUUCUCAGCGGCAGCCGUUGUGUACAGCGUGAAGACUGUGGCUGUGAGCAUAACGGCCUCUAUUACCCCCUCAACGACACUUUCUGGGCAGGCUCCAGUGGUGAAGAAGGCGAAUGCACCCUCCGCUGCUCCUGCGGGCCUGCUGGGGAAGUCUCCUGCUUCAACGAGUCCUGUAAGGAGGGCGAGGUGUGCGUGGCGGAGGUGGGCCUGCUGGGUUGCUACCCUCGGAGGGAGGGAGUGUGCUCGGUCACCCAGAACUCGGUGACAUCCUCCUUUGACGGCACCUUCCUGCUGUUCCCCGAUGACAGCUCCUACUACCUGCUGAAGCUGUGCGGUGCAGUGCCGGCUAAUGGCUCCACGGUGGAGGUGAAGAUAGGCAGGCGGCUGGUCAACAAAGGCCCCGACUGGAAAAGACCCGUGGUAGUUAGAGUGUCUAACCUGGAAGCUCAGAUCGGAGGGACAGAUUUUGACACGGUGAAGGUGAAUGGUGAACAAGUGCCGCUUCCGUAUGUCCAUCCAACGGAGACAAUGAUGAUCUACAGAGCGCCAGGCAACGCUACAGUGGUGGAGUCCCGUGGUCUGCUGCGUGUCCAUUACGCACGGCAGGGAUUCCUCAACAUCUCCCUCUCCACCCUCUUCUACAACGUCACCUGUGGUCUAUGCGGCGUCUUCAACAGCAAUGCCACCGACGACCUUCGCCUCCCUAACGGACGCCUGGCGGACUCCGCUGAACAGUUCACAGAGGGCUGGCGCGCCAUCGCCGACGACCUCACCUGCAACGGCGAUUGCGACGACCUGUAUCGCAUGUGCACGGACCUGCGUCUCUACCAGAGUCCCUGGAUGUGCGGCAACAUCAACGACCCAGGGAAUAGUUCGUUUCUGGCGUGUCACGCAGUGGUCAACCCCUCGCCGUUCUUCAGGAACUGCUUGUAUAACAUGUGUGUAAAGGAAGGGAACCGCUCGGCCCUGUGCUCUUCACUGCAGGCGUAUGCCAGCGCCUGUCAGGACGCUCAAGUCGGCCUCGCCUCCUGGAGGAGUGCCACCAACUGCCCUCUUCCCUGUCCCGAGAAUAGUCAUUUUGAUGAGUGCACCAGCGCCUGCCCUCUGACCUGUGCCAACUUGGAUGAACCUGAAGAACCAUGUCCUCUGCCCUGCCAAGAGGGGUGUCAGUGUGAGGAGGGCUUCGCGCUGCGGGAUGGCCUGUGUGUGGCACGCAGUGACUGUGGCUGCAUGAGCCACGGGCGCCAGCUGGCCACUAAUCAGACUUUCUGGACAGACUGGGAAUGCCAGGAGCGUUGCUACUGCAAUGGCUCUGACAACAGUGUAUACUGUCAGCUCGCACCCUGUCACCCUGAGGAGUACUGCCAGGAGAAUGACGGCCUCUACUUCUGCCAGCCGCGCACCGAGGCUCUGUGUGUGGCCGCCGGUUAUGGACAUUUUCUGCCAUUUGGUGACGUACCAUUUGAGCUGCAGAGCUCUUGUACUCUCAGGAUGGCCACCACCAACUGUGGCAGAGAGAGCGGGGACCAUGCAGCCAUCACUGGAACUUUUCCUCAAUUCAAACUGGCAGCCCGUAAUGAGGAAAGGGACACAGGCCAGGCAAUUUGGGUGAGGGGCUUUGUACUGGAGGUCUACGAUUAUGAGAUUGAAGUCUCUCGAACCUACAAAAACACCGUUACGGUGAAUAAGGAGCGUUUGUACCUUCCUCUGAAGCUGGGCCCAGGAAAGGUCAACAUCUUCACCUUAGGCUUGCAGCUCAUUCUGGAGACAGACUUUGGCCUGAAGGUGGCCUUUGACUGGAACACGCUCCUCCUGUUGACUUUGCCCCGCAACCUCUACAACACCUCCUGCGGCCUCUGCCAAGGCAUGCCCUUAUCCCCCCCCACCCUCACCACCACCGACUGGGGCAUGGCCUGGGCAGAGAGGGACACCUUCUGCCAGGUGGGGUGUGGAGACUCCUGCCCACGGUGUGGCCUGGGAGAGAAAAGCGUGCAAAACGACGCCCCCCUCGCGGUGGCUGACGCCAACAUGGACAUGGGCGCUGACGACGGGGCGAACGAAGUCAACACAGGCAUACGUUUCCACAUCGGAGAUGGACUGUAUGUGUUUGUGGAGCCUGAGGCGGUGAGGCUGUGUGGGCUAAUUGUGGAUCGAGGAGGUGUGUUUGCACGCUGUCACAGCAAGGUGGCACCAGCCUUCUUUUAUCAAAGCUGCCUGCAGGACACCUGCUUGGACCAGGGAGCUCAGGACACAGUGUGCAACUGGCUGCAGGUCUAUGCAAGCACCUGUCAGACCCAAGGAGUUCCUGUCACCGGCUGGAGGAGUGACACACCAUGUGUCCAGAGCUGUCCACCUAACAGCCAUUACUCCAGUUGCAUGUCGGUUUGCCCGCCCCAGUGCGCCCCAGCCCGGGGCCAGAGGGACUGCAGCCAGGACUGUGUGGAGGGCUGCCAGUGUGACCAGGGCUACGUGCUCAACGGCAAGAGCUGCAUCCUGCCUCAGAACUGUGGCUGCUACACCGAUGGCAAGUACUAUGAGCCCAAGCAGCUGUUCUGGAACAGCGACUGUACCAAACGCUGCCAGUGCAUCGGGCGAAACCUGAUCCAGUGCGACCCGAGGCGCUGCAAGGCGGAGGAAGAGUGCACCCUGCGCUACGGAGUGCGGGGCUGCUUUGCGCGGCGCUCCCAGCACUGCGUGGCGUCGGGCGGCGGGGUGUUCAGAACCUUCGACGGGGCGUCGCUGCGGCUCCCGGCCUCUUGCUCCUUCGUCUUGUCCACCAACUGUCACAAGCUGCCGGACCUCUCCUUCCAGCUCAUCGCUAACUUCGAUAAAUGGAGCACGCCCAACCUCACCACCAUCUCUCACGUCUACCUUUACAUCAAUGAGGAGAAUAUACUGAUCUCUGGCAGCACGAUCAAGGUCAACGGUACACCGGUAUCAGUACCGUUUCUAACUGGGCUGAUGACGCGUCUGUCCACGUCCGAAGGUUUCAUUGUCAUCGACACACCCCAGGACAUCCAGGUUCGAUACAACCGCUUUAACACGCUGAGCAUCACUAUGGGCCAGCGGCUUCAGAACAAGGUGUGUGGCCUCUGUGGGAAUUUCAACGGAGACCCCAGCGACGACUACAUCACCUCGAGGGGCAAGCCGGCUGUCAGCGCCCUGGAGCUGGCCCAGAGCUGGAAGACCAACGGUAUGCAGAACAGUUGUGACGAGACCCAGUACGUGGCUCUGGCCCAGUCUUGUGACAACACAGCGGUGCUGGCGCUGCAAGGUGAGGAUGCCUGUCAGAAGCUCACCCAGCUGAAGGGUUUCUUCCAGCCGUGCCACGGCCUCCUGGAUCCCCGGCCCUUCUACCAGUCCUGCUACCUGGACGGCUGCUAUAAUCACCGCAAGGCUCAGGUCUGCGGCUCGCUGGCGGCCUACGCCGAGGCCUGCCGCUCCAUGGGCACCCUCACCACCAAGUGGAUCACCCAAGAGAACUGCUCAGAAUGGAUCUACGACCCCUGUGCAGGAGAGAUCUGCACAAACUUCACCUGUGAGCUGGAGAACGGAGGUGACCUGUGCGGCUGUCCAGAACUCCCCACCAGCACUGGAGGUGAUGAUGACAUCAUACAGGCAGAGGUGACCUGCAAGCAUGCUCAGAUGGAGGUCUCUAUCUCCAAGUGUAAGCUCUUCCAGCUGGGCUUUGAACGAGAGGACGUCAGGAUCAACGACGAGCACUGCGCCGGCGUCGAGGGAGAGGACUUCAUCUCCUUCCACAUCAACAACACGAAGGGACACUGCGGCUCCAUCGUGCAGUCGAAUGGCACUCACAUUAUGUACAAAAACACAGUCUGGAUAGAGAGUGUGAACAACACCGGGAACGUCAUCACCAGAGACCGGACCAUCAAUGUGGAGUUUUCCUGCGCCUACGAACUGGACCUGAAGAUCUCGCUGGAGACCGUCCUCAGACCCAUGCUCAGUGUGAUUAACCUCACCUUACCGACCCAGGAAGGGAACUUCAUCACCAAGAUGGCUCUGUAUAAGAACUCCUCGUACCGGCAUCCGUACAGGGAGGGGGAGGUGGUGCUGAGCACACGGGACAUCCUCUUCGUGGGCGUCUUUGUGGAAGGGGCAGAUGAAAAUCAGCUCAUCCUCAUAGUGAACAUGUGCUGGGCCACGCCGUCCCGCUACAGCAGCGACCGACUGCGCUACAUCAUCAUAGAGAGGGGGUGUCCGAACAUUAAGGACAACACCAUCGGCAUGGCAGAGAACGGCGUAUCCCUCACCUGUCGCUUCCACGUCACCGUCUUCAAGUUCAUCGGGGACUACGACGAGGUCCACCUCCACUGCGACGUCACCCUGUGCGACUCAGAAACCAGCGCCUGCAAAGUGAACUGUCCACACAAGAGAAGGAUGUACUCGGAGGACAGCGACCAUAAAGAGCACAUUCUGUCUGUGGGACCCAUAAGAAGGAGAGAGUCAGACUGGUGUGAGGACAACAACGGAGGCUGUGAGCAGAUCUGCACCAGUAAGGGAAGCGGGCCAGUCUGCAGCUGUGUGACUGGGAUGCUGCAACGAGACGGGAAAAGCUGCCGGACUGUGAGCUCCAGCUGUAACGUUACACCUGUGGUUCCUCUGCUGAUCGUCAGCGGCCUGAUCUCCGUGCUCCUGCCUCGUGCUCGCGCUCCUCUCAUCUCCUAACACCCCGUGAGCAAAGGAAGGCAACAGACGAAACAGAUCAAACACAUUAAAAAAAGACUUGAAGAUGCACAGUGUAUCCGCAGUGAUUAGCCAGUAGAUCAGCUGUGUGUCAGUGUGAAAACGUAGACAGAAUACAUACCUGCUUUUCCUAAACAUGUGGACAGUCAGUCCUGCUGAAAGUCUUAAGUGUCUCCCCUUCCCAUUCGUUCUCCAGCUCCACUUCCUCCAUUAUUUACAUACGUGAGGACACCUCAUCGUGUGUUGUCGGUCACUUAAAGCAGCUAUGUGUAGAUUUUGUACGUGAUUAUAACAUCUUUCAGAUUGCUCUGAUGGUUUGACGUGUGCCACAGUGUCUGGAUGACGCCAAAGAAAUUGUUCUAAUCCUACACGUAGUGGGUUUAAGGUUUAUUUAAUGCAAGGAAACUAAAACGAAUGGUUCUUAUUAGAGAGGGAGGACGGUUACAUAACAAAAAAAAAGUCAGCAACAUGUAAGAAGAAUGCGAUGUGAACUGAGACAGUGGCGUGGAAGACAAAUACUUUGAUGGCGGUCCCGCUUUCCAACCUCCACCCUCUUUCUUUACAUUCCUUACAUUACUUUCUACAUUGGAACUGAACAUUGCUGCUGAAUGUACAGAACAAUUAUGUAGUGAACAUAAUUGCAAAGAGCCACGCAGCUUUGUCUGGAUGAUAACAUCUGAUCCCAGGUCUGUGCAUUUACACCUGGUAUCAACAGGCGUUCUCAUUAUCUUGGUUGCGCCCGCAUUGUGAUUGGCUCUCAAUAUGCAGCUAUUAGUUGGGUGCAGCGACUACAGAAUGCAUCAGGUUAAAGGGUCCUUGUGAGGAGCGUCUCUCACGCACACGGGGGGUUGUCAUGUGACGGCGACAUCAGUUGGCUUUAUGGGAACAUUCCCGGGGCGUCGAGGGAAGUCAAGAAUCCACCAUGUGAGGCAUCGAGUCGACCUCCACGCAGUUUAUGUUCCCUGUUACACUAUUACCUAAGAACCUGGAGCUAAUUAGUCAUUUAAUGAAUAUAAACUUUUCUUUGUUAUGUUAUAGUAAAAUGAAUAUAUAUGGAUUUUAGACUGUUACUCAAAACAAGAAAUUUGAAGAUGUCAUGUUGGGCUUCAGGAGACUGAGAUUUUACAGACCAAACAAUUUAUUGAAUCCACGAGAAAAUAAUCAUCAGAUUAAUCGAUUAAAGGGUUUUUCCCCUUGAAAAGUGUUAAAGUUCCAUAUUUUACACUUUUCCUGUGUUUUAUUUAAAGUAUCGAUGCAUAAGAAAAUAUAUUGGUGUAGUUUUACAUCUCCUCUCUCAGGCUUCUCCCUGGAGCUCUCUUGAGUAACAACAGGUCGGUGAACCAAUCAGAAGAGAGGAAGCAAGUUUAAUUAAUUUUACUUUCACAGAAGAAGGGGCUCGCCUGUCGCUGGUUAACUAACCUUUGCACAAAUUAUUUUUGGCAUGUGCAGUAUGUAAUCUAAACAAUGUGGCCAGACAUACAGAUGCCAUUUACUCCUGGCUGAGAACCAAUCACAAUGUGACGCAGACCUCCUCCGAAUAUGUUCUGGCUGGUGUGAUAGCAUUCCCACUGCAAUGCGUUCAGUGUGUGUUUACACGUCCUUAUCCAGAUAGAUUAUUAGCAGGUGUACAUGUCCUCUAAAUGUCCUGCUGUAAAAGAGUCUUGAAUUAAAGUGUGUGAAUAUAAACGGCCCUGACUGCCUAUUGGACAAUAUAUCUACUGGCUACCUUUAAAGCUGAUUUAUUUGCUUCCUAUUUGACCUUCAGACCAAUUACUCUAAUUACAGUGUUUAACAAAAUCUGCAUCGGCUUGUGGCGGCAAAAAGGCAGUGAAUCACGUAAAAACUCUGUGACAGGAUAUUCUGUAAAGCAAACAGUGGCGGAGAGUAAACUGUAAACGGGCGGGAAAGUGGAGUUUAUGAAUGAAGUGAGUGUUUCUGUGUGAGGAGAGCACUUUGUGAAAUGAAUUCUCUGAUAUUUUAAACGCAUUGUGGCCGUGAGAUGAUGCAAUCAGUUGUGCCAUUUAAAUAUUUCAUUUCAGUCUUAAUCAGUUAUAGCUUCCUCGUGUCACUGCAUGUAUUAUCUACCACGCGCUGACUGUUGGCUCUGACUGACUGUGAGCAUCAGCUUGCAGGGAAGGACGGACAUGUGAGGGCAUGAUACUGUUAUACUGUCAACAGACAAAGUAAGUACCGCUCCCGCUCAGUUGCUUUCUAUUUGGCACCUUAUGUGUUAUAAAUGUCAAUGUGUGGCCACAUUAUGUAAACCUUCAGUGUUCUUUACUGAAGCCAGUUGAGAUUCUCAGUUUUGAUUCAGUUCAUAGACGUUAGUCGUAUUUUGCUGCCUUCUAUGUACAAAUGUACAGUCCUUGUCAGUUUGCUGGUUUAUGUCUUGACUGUUUUUGAUAAUCAGUAUCUUUUUUUUUGUGUGUGUGUGUGUGUGUGUGUUUUAAAAACAUGACCAAAAGAUGUUUUAUCCUUUGAGAGCAGCAUCACCUUACUUUGAAUAAAUGAAGAAGUUCUCAAA